This is a messenger RNA of Lactuca sativa (garden lettuce), 1456 nucleotides long. Its product is annotated as Protein phosphatase 2C family protein. Gene Ontology annotation, molecular function: protein serine/threonine phosphatase activity; cation binding. The record is from RefSeq and is a predicted model, not a curated record. Gene Ontology annotation, biological process: protein dephosphorylation. NCBI's taxonomy places the organism in Eukaryota, Viridiplantae, Streptophyta, Magnoliopsida, Asterales, Asteraceae.
UUGAAGUAGCCGUUAGGCCCGUUACAACUCAUCCUUCUCUUCUUCUCUGCUUUAACCUCCCACUCCCGCCCUCGGAGUUAACAUGUUUAUCGUCGGAGAUUCUACCUCCGACCACCAGUGAGCAAAUCAACGAUGCCUCCGAGCAUUGUAAGGUUGUGCAAUAUGAACGACGGACAUGUCAACGUCAAGUCGCUGGAGCCUUUUUCCGUCUUGACUUCUCUGAAAAAGCGAAAACGUCCGCCGAUGAUUGAGAUCCCUAAUGUACUUCAGGUGAUUGAAUCCGCUGCUGAAAAAUUCAGGCCGAAGAGUUGUGAAUCCAGAUCUGACGUGUUUUCGUCUAGUGGAUUCGGCGUCGGUGUUUGCUCCGUCAAAGGCAGGAAAUUAUUUAUGGAAGAUACUCAUACGAUUGUUUCUUCUUCGAACACUGACAAGGGUUUCUUCGGGGUUUAUGAUGGACAUGGAGGCAGGAAGGCUGCGGAUUUUGUAGCGCAGAACCUACACUCCAAUAUAUUCGAGAUGUUAGAAAAAUCCUCCGGGAAUACAACAACAGAAGAAGUUAUUAAAGCUGCAUUCAUGAAAACAGAUGAUGAAUUCCUGAAACAGGGAUUAGAGAGUGGUUCUUGCUGUGUAACAGCCUUUAUUGAAGGAAAAGAGCUUGUGGUUUCAAACUUAGGUGAUUGUCGUGCUGUUCUUUCAAGAAAAGGAAAGGCUGAGGCUUUAACUAAAGAUCAUAGAGCAUCACAUGAGGAUGAACGAAAAAGAAUACAAGAUAAGGGUGGAUAUGUGGAGCUUCAUCGUGGGACUUGGAGGGUUCAUGGUGUACUUGCAGUUUCAAGGAGCAUAGGUGAUGCUCAUUUGAAAGAUUGGGUAUUGGGUGAACCUGAAACGACGAUUUUACCCCUGACAGAUGAUUUGGAGUAUCUAAUCUUGGCUUCAGAUGGACUGUGGGAUGAGGUCGGAAACCAAGAAGCUGUUGAUAUGGUGACACGUUGCAUGAGGAAUAUUUCAUCCAAACCCAAGAAAGUUUAUCGAGUGAAGCAAAUAAAACAGAGAAUUAAUAAUAAUAUUAUUAAUAAUAAAUGGAAAGAAACUGAAAAUGAAAACGAAAACGAAAAUGAGGAACCCAGUUUGAAGGUUAGACGUAUAUCACAUGUUGACCAAGUCAACGGCAUGAUGCCAUUGCCAUGUGGCCUUGUAGAUUCCUGCAAGGAGCUUUUGAACCUUGCUGUAAGUAGAGGUAGUUUAGAUGAUAUAACAGUUAUGAUACUUGACCUCAAAGCUUUCAACUAACUAUGUAGUUAUAGUAUGUACAUUGUGCAUUAAGAGAUGUACUUUGCGUUAGUUAGAUUUGGUAUUUUUUUUUCCUCUCUAUUCGUUACCCGUAUAAUUAUAAAUUGUAUUAGGAUUUCAAUAUUUUGCUCUUCGGUGCUCAAGAUUAUAGCAUUUUCUUGUUGCA